AUGGCAGACUUUGAUUACCUGUCGAACAAUUUCAAAGCAUAUGCUGAGCAAAAGUUAAACAGCCUAGAAAGUGAAUUUACCAGUUCAACUGUACGGGACUCCGACAUCGACGCUUUAGAAAGAGCUCUGAAGCAGAAAGUGGAGAAUACAAAACAGGAUUUGAGCGAUCGGAUCGAUGAAGUUCAAAAUACAAUCACCAAUCGACGACCACAUCCAUCAGAUCCUGAUUAUGCAAGAAAGCGGGCACAAUACGUCGAGCUGCUAAGUCAAUCUGUGAACGGUAUGGAUCUCCUCAAAGCCUGGCUACAGAACAUUUUCAAUCAAUUGAAACAAAUCGUCAUGUCAAUUAUCGGGUGGAUUGCAAAUAAAAUUAUUGGUCUUGCUCGCCGAAUAAAAGACGCUUUCCAAAGUCUGUUACAAAUAUUCUUUUGA
Messenger RNA from Adineta ricciae, 432 nucleotides. NCBI's taxonomy places the organism in Eukaryota, Metazoa, Rotifera, Eurotatoria, Adinetida, Adinetidae. The record is from the annotation of a GenBank genome assembly.